UUUGAACAGUCCUCUCUUCCAGUCCCGAGCUCGGGUCUGUAACCGACCGCGGGGUCUCCCGGCCUAACCGCAGGGUGUCCCGGCCCCGAUCCCCGUCCGCCCCUGACCAGUCGGGGGCGGGGAGAGAGAGAGAGUGCUAGUCGAGUCUGUGGCUGCCUGGGAUGAAGGCUUUGUUGGUUGGGCCAAUACUUAUUGCCAUCCCUUAAGAAAUUUGUGAUGAACUGUCUUCUUGAACCAUUGCAGCCCAUUUGUCAAAUCUAUUGUUUAACAUAGAGCACUGAAGAUAAAUGAAAUGGAAUUCAAUGAAACACCACCUUGACUUUCCUGUGUGCGGUGCAAUCCUACUAACUAGACAUUGCUAACAAAUUGUUAUCAGAAGGUGAACGUCAGAUGAAAGGGCUUUAAAGUGAUGAACUGAUGAAUACACUCACAUAAAGGAUUCUAAACAUUAAGAUGCUCAUGAUGUGACUAGUUUAUUUGCAAAAAGAGGCUGUAGUUGGACAAUCAUGUUUGGAAGUCUGUUCAGAAGAAAUCCAUCUCAGAAGCUAAGUGUUUUGCUGCUGAUAUUUGGAUUUAUUUGGGGCUUGGUGCUACUCCGAUAUACAUUCCAGCAUCCAAAGCACCAAAGCAGCAUAGAACUGCGUGAACAGAUACUGGAACUCAGUAAAAGAUAUGUCCGAGCUCUAGCAGAAGAAAAUCAGAAUGCAAUGGAAGGUCCUCAUGGUGCUUCAAUGGCAGGAUAUGCUGAUCUGAAAAGAACAAUUGCUGUCCUGCUUGAUGACAUUUUACAACGCUUGGGAAAGUUGGAAAACAGGGUGGACGACAUGCUUAUAAGCAGUUUGACAAAUAGUACCAACAAUACCAACACCAAUCCUGUGUCAGCAGCUUCCAAUAAACAAAUUAAUGUUCAAGAACUUUCAGCUUUGUGUGGUUUAACGUCAGUAGAUGGUUUUCCACAUUGUGAAGAGAAACUUAAGUGGAUGCAAGAGAUGUGGAAAUCUGAACCUUGCUAUGCAAACUAUGGUGUCAAUGGAACUGUAUGUUCAUUUAUUGUGUAUCUCAGUGAGAUUGAGAAUUUCUGCCCUAUGCUUCCCGUAAGAAUAAAUGAGGUUGCUAAUAAUGAUGCCUUAAAACCCAAGGCCGAGGUUGCAACCAGUCUCGAUGGUUUGCUGGAAAUGCUGGCUGAACGUAAAGAGCUCACGUGGAUAAAACUAAGAAUAGAAAGGAUGAAAGAGAACUGGAUCAUGGAUAUGAAAGCAUUGGCAAAGAAACGGAAGUUAGAAAAUCGACCAAAAAAAAAGAUUUUACUUCAUUUAGGUCUUUUGACAAAGGAGUCAGGAUUUAAAAUAGCCGAAAAUGCCUUUAAAGGAGGCCCACUUGGGGAAUUGGUACAAUGGAGUGAUCUCAUUGCCUCAGUGUAUUUAUUAGGUCACAACCUGAUGCUUUCUACAUCAGUAAAUGAAUUGAAAGGUUACUUGAGCAUUUUGACUGGAAAUAAAGAUGGAUGUCCAAUCAGAGGACCAAAGCUACUGGACCUAAUAUACAUUGAUAUCGUUGGGUUAAAACAACUACAAACUGUACUAGGAGGAUCUUUCACCCACUAUCGAUGCUUGUUGAGGGUUCUUGAUUCUUUUGGAACUGAACCAGAAUUUAACCAUGCUGAGUAUGCCAAGAAAAAGAACCAUGGAUCUCCCUGGGGCAAACUCAAUCUAAUUCCUAAGCAGUUUUACAACAUGUUCCCUCAUACACCUGACAACAGUUUCUUGGGCUUUGUGGUGGAGCAGCAUUUGAAUAGUAGUAAUAUUACUGUCAGUAAAAUACCAAGAACUAAUAAAGCUCUAAUUUAUGGUAAACUGGCGGGCUAUUGGAAGGAUAAAUCAUCUUUCCUGGAUAUUGUCAAAAAUUAUGCUGAGAUCCAUGGUACUUUUCACAAUGAAAAUAAUGUUGUUUUACCUAAUUUUAUAAUUAAUCAUGGGAUCCUCAGUGGGCAUGACCUUCACCUCUUGCUAAGAGGGACUAAGGUUUUUGUAGGGCUAGGGUUUCCCUAUGAAGGCCCAGCACCUCUUGAAGCAAUUGCAAAUGGUUGCAUAUUUCUGAACCCAAAAUUUAACCCUCCAAAGAGCAGGAAGAACACUAAUUUCUUUCAAGGGAAACCAACAUUCAGAGAGCUCUCAUCUCAGCAUCCAUAUGCCGAGGUUUAUAUUGGGAAGCCCCAUGUUUGGACAGUUAACAUUGACAAUCCCAAUGAACUAAAAGAAGCAAUGCGUCAAAUAAUGGAACAGAAGGUUGACCCAUAUUUGCCAUAUGAAUUCACAAGUGAAGGAAUGUUGGAAAGAUUAAAUGUUUUUAUUGAAAAACAAGAUUUCUGCCGUCAGAGAGAAAAAUGGCCACCUCUGACUGCCCUUAGAGUUAAAGUGGCCCAACCUUCCGAAUCAUGUGUUGAAGCCUGCCAAAGAGAGCAAUUAAUGUGUGAACCUGCUUUCUACUAUCAACUCAACAAAGAAGUAGAGCUUAAGAGGUAUGGAAUACACUGCGACUCUUCAAAAACAGAAAGUGAUUUGUAUCUGCCAGCAUUUAACCCUGAAAACCAAAUGUGCCUGUUUCAGUCAGAUUACUUGCUCUUCAGCUGUGCAGGAUCGCAUGAACAUUACAAUCGAAUCUGUCCAUGUCGAGAUUAUGUCAAAGGACAGGUUGCUUUCUGCCACGAUUGCUUGAAAAGUGAAACACCUAACUAAUUUGCAUUGUUUACUGAAAUGAAAGAACCUACUGCCUAUAAACCAGACAUCAAGGAUACAUCUGUUAGUGUUGCUGCAAGAAUCGUGUGAUGAUACCAAUAGUGACAACAGGUGGACCAGAAACCAUUUUCCUCAAGUCCUUAUAUCAAUCAUAUGUUAUUGUAGAUAACUUAGAAACUACCAAAAUGUCGUCAGUCUUCCAUUUCCGUUCAGCAUCUUAAAAAUAUUAUCUGUUCUUCACAGAGUCAGAGAUUUACAGCAUGGAAACAGACCCUUCAGUUCAACUUGUCCAUGCCAACCCGUUUUCCUAAAUUAAACCUGUUCCAUUUGGUGGCAUAGUGGUUAGCACUGCUGCCUCUCAGUGCCAGAGACCUAGGUUCAAUUCCCGACUCAGGCGACUGACUGUGUGGAGUUCGUACAUUCUCCCCGUGUUUGUGUGGGCUUCCUCUGGGUGCUCCGGUUUCCUCCCACGGUCACAAAGAUGUGCAGGUCAGGUGAAUUUGCGAUGCUAAAGUUGCCUGCAGUGUUAGGUUAAGAGGUAAAUUUAGGGGUAUGGGUGGGUUGCACUUCGGCGGUUCAGUGUGGACUUGUUGGGCCGAAGGGCCUGUUUCCACACUGUAAGUAAUCUAAUCUAAUCCCUGUAAAUCCUAUCCAUAUACCCAUCCAGAUGCUUUUUAAAUGUUGUCACUGUACCAGCCUCCACCACUUCAUCUGGCAGCACAUUCCUUACACGCGCUACCCUCUGCAUGAAAAAGUUGUCCCUUAGGUUCUUUUUAAAUCUUUCCCCUCUCACCGUAAACUUAUGUCCUGUAGGUUUGGACUCCCCUACCCUGGGAAAAAUACCUUGUCUAUUUACUCUAUUCAUGCCCUUCUUGAUUUUAUAAACUUCUAUAAGGUCUCCUCUCAGCCUCUGACGCUCCAGGGAAGACAGCUUCAGCUAUUCAACCUCUCCCUCCAACCUCUUGCUCAAACCCUUCAACUCUGGUAACAUCCUUGUAAGUCUUUUCUGAAUUCAAGUUUCACAACAUCCUUCCUGUAGCCAUGCAGUUUUCUGAUGUUGGCCUAACCUCUGAUGUCUUGUACAGAUGCAACAGGACCUCCCAACUCCUAUACCCAACUUCACUAUCCUAUCAACUCUACUUUCAAGGAACUAUGAACUUGCACUCCAAGGUCUCUUUGUUCAGCAACCGUCCCCAGGAUCUUACCAUUAAGUAUAUAAAUCCUGUUCUGAUUUGCCUUUCCAAAAUGCAGCACUUCACGUUUUUCCAAAUCAAAUUCCAUCUGCCACUCCUUUGUCCAUUUGAUCAAGAUCCUGUUGUACUUUGAGGUAAUCUUUGCUGUCUACUACAUCUCCAAUUUUGGUGUCAUCUGCAAACUUACUAAUCAUACCUCAUGUUCAUCUUCAAAUCAUUUAUAUAAAUGGUGAAAAGUAGUGGACCCAGCACCACUCUUCAUGGCACACCCUAGCCACAGGCCUCCAGUCUGAAAAGCAACCCACCAGCACUACCCUCUGGCUUCUACCUUCAAGCUAAUUCUGUAUCCAAAAGGCCAGUUCUCCCUGUAUUCCAUGUGAUCUAACCUUGAUAACCAAACUACCAUGCGGAACCAUAUCAAUGCCUUACUGCAAUCCAUGUAGAUCACAUCCAUCACUCUGCCCUCAUCAAUCAUCUUUGUUACUUCUUCAAAAAACUCAAUCAAGUUAGUGAGAUAUGAUUUCCCAUGCACAAAGCCAAAUUAACUAUCCCCAUUCAGUCCUUGCCUUUGCAAAUACAUGUAGAUCUUCUCCCUUAGGAUUCCCUCCAACAACUUGCCCACCACUGAUGUCAGAUUUUGCAUCUUCUCUCGUGGGUUCAUCCACAUACUAAAUCAGAAAAUGUUCUUCUAUGCACUUAAAUUCCUCUCCAUCCAAGCCCUUAACACUAUGGCAGUCCCCAUUUCUGUUUGGAAAGUUAAAAGUCAGAGGCACAGACAGACAUUUCUGCAGCCAAAUAUAAUCGACCAUCACCACCCUAUCAUUCCUACAGAUAACUGAGAUCUCCUUACAAAUUUGUUUCUCAACUUCUCGUUGACUAUUUUAUGGGGGGGUUGGGAGGGAACUAUAGUACCCUGAUACGGUGAUUGUCCCCUUCUUAUAUCCCAAUUUUAACCAAAUAACCUCCCUAGAUGUAUUCCUGGGCAUAUCCUCCCUAAAUACUGCCGUAAUGUUAUCCCUAAUCAGAAUGCCACUCUCCCUCCUCUCUUGCCCACUCCCCGCCCACCCCCCACCCCCCCCCCCCCCCCCAUCCUUACAUAUAUCAUCUACACCUUGGAACAUUAAGCUGCCAGUCCGGUCCAUCCCUAAGCCAUGUCUCUGUAACUGUUACGAUAUCACAGUCCCAUGUUCCCAACCAUGACCUGAGUUCAUCAUCCUUACCUGUUAAGCCUCUUAAAUUAAAAUGUAGUUAUUUUAUCACAUCAGCUCUACCUUGUUCUCUACUUUGUAUCUACCUGCCCUGACUGUUUGCCCCUUUUCUCAACUGUACCGGUUUCACAUUGAAAUCUUUUCUCAUCAAUGAUCCAACAAUGCAAACCCUUCUUCCCUGUGGCAGCUCCUCAGCCAUGCAUUCAUCUGCUCCAUCCUCCUAUCCCUACGCUCAUUAACUCAUGGCACCAAGAAUAAUCCAGAUAUUACUACCCUUGAGGGCCUUUUUUUAAAAAUUCCUGCCUAAAUUCCUAUAUUUUCUCCUCAGAAUCUCAUCCCUUUCUCUUCCUAUGUGGUUAGUUCCAAGUACAAUGACCUCCUGUUGGUCCCUCUCCUUUUUGAGAGUAUUCUGCACCUUCUCUGAGACCUCUUUGAUCCUGGCACCAGGGAGGCAACAUGCCAUUCUGAUGUCUCACUGUUGGCUGCAGAAACAUCUAUCUGUGCCUCUGACUAGAGAGUCCCCUAUCAAUUGCUUGGAAUCUUGCUGCAUUGGAGCUAGUCUCAGUACAAAAAAACCUGGCUGUCAGUGCUACAUGCCCCUGACAGUCCAUUAUUCCCCACGCUUUCCAAAACAGCCUACUUGCUUGAGAUAGGGAUAGCCACAGGAGAAUCCUGCACAACCUGCCUCCCUCUCCUAUCUUGCCUGGAGAUGACCCACCUACCUGAUUGUGUCUUCAAUUUAUCUCCCUUCCUUCAACAGUCAUGCACCAUACCCCCUAAUUCCUGCAAAUGCCCCAUUUGCCUCUAACUGCCCCUGAAUGGAAGUAAAAGUUUGUGGUUUUGAUAAUGGUGGCUAAUCUGCAUUGUCAGCUUCAUGCCUGGUCAAUAUGUUGAAAAUCUUCCCCUACAUUUCUUUCCUGUUUCCUGUGCUGAGUGCUGUCCUUAUUCCAAAUUAUGGAGGUUCUUCAGUGACUAUGAAUUUGCAAGAGUCAACUCAGUCAAAAAAGCUUAGCUUGUAUGCUUGAAGGAGAUUUGAGCGGAUCAAAGCACUUCCAUUGUGUUAAACUGAUAUUUUGCUGUUGACUCCUGCACAUUAUAUAGAGAUCUGAUCAAAAUGCUGAAAUAUAGGGAUCCCUGUUAGUAAUAACCCAGCCAUAAAUAUUUUCUAGUAUCCAAUUUGUCAAAUUAAGUUUUAGCUUCAGGUAUGCAGCAGGCGACAUCAUCAGAGACUGAUGUCAUGGUAUUACCUGUACACGAGAAGAUGUAUACUGGCAAUACCUGUCACAGCUGAGUGAGGUCACAGGGGGAUCUGCUUAUGUGUGCACUCUCAGCAGCCAUCUUUAGCAUUGGAAACACAUACUCUUCACAUAUUAAGGUUAUACUAUGAUAUAUAAAUAUGGCCAAGGAUAUAAUGAUGAAUGCAAUAAUUCUGUUCCCAUGCCGAAUACCACUGGUAUGCUGCACAAACAAAAUGACAUAAUUGGUCUGCAGGCAAAAUUGAAGUGUCAUAGAGGCAAUAGGAAACAAAAGGAAACAAUUUGGCUUUAUUCUAGUUCACUGUAGGGCAGUCCAUUAACUCUGUAAAAUUAGUCCCAUUCUCCUUCUCUAAUCUGUUAAAAUUAUAAAUUUAUUGACAUGCCCAUCCAAAUUCCUUUUGAAGUCACAAAAAGCGAGCAUAUAAGAUUGACAGGUAAGAGAGAAGGAAAAUGGCAUGUUGGCAUUAAUUUCAAAAGGAAUGGUGCAUACAAAUAGUGAGGACUUGCUUAAAAUAAAUAAAGCACAAGUUAGAUCACACCCAGGAAAUUGUAAACAGCUUUUGUCCUUCUCUACAGGAAAACAUAUUGGAUUGAUGGCAGUCCACAGAAGAUUCAUUAGGUUGAGCCUGGGAAGGCAGGGAUUUUUUUUAAAGUGGUAUAGUUUGUUAGGCCUGCGCUUGUUAGAAUUUAGAAGAACAAGAGAUGAAUUUAUUGAAACAAAAGAUUCUGAGAGGGUUUGACAGAGUAGAUAGUUGUGUCACCUUUUCAGAAAGUCUAGGACCAGAGGACAUAAUCUCAGAGGAAGGGGCUGCCCAGAUAGAACAGGGUUGAGGGGGAAUUUGUUAUGAGAGGGUGGUGAAAUUGUGGAAUUCUAUAAUGUAGUAGGUUGUGGAGGUUAGGUCUUUCAGUAUAUUUAAGUUUAAAUAGACUGGUGAUUAGACAGUAAGGAAGUCGAGGGCUAUGGGGGAAAAGGCAGUAAAGGGGAGUUGAGGGUGAUUAAAUCUGCCAUGCGAUCGCAUUGAAUGACAGAGCAGAUUCAGUGGGCCAAAUGGCCUAAUAUUACUCUCAUGUCUUGUCAUCUUAUGGUACCACUAUCUGUCUUAACUUUAAGACAUCAUUCCAGUUCCCACACAGAACAGCAAAGGUUAUGUAUCUAUUUCUUGUGUUGGAACUUCCUUUGAAUCUAUUCAUUUACAUAAAUUCAGUUUCUCUCUUUUUCCUGUCAAAGUACAUUAUCUCAUAUUAGAUUAACUAAAGGGAUAGGGUAGGGAAAUGGGUAUGGGUUGGUUACUCUUCAGGGAGUCAGUGUGGACUUGUUAGGCCAAACAGCCUGUUUCCAUGCUGUAGAGAAAUUAAUCUAAUCUAAUUUGAUUUUUUUACAUUUGUGUUCUUCACAUUUAUAUUAUAUACCAACAUAAUAUUGCCAUUCAUUCUACUUGUAUAAUGACACUGAGGAUUUAAAAUCUGAAUUAUCUAUGUCAUAAUUAUACAUUUUGCUUAUUUUUAAUGACUAAACUCUUAGUGCUGAGGCUUUAAAAUAUUAUCAUUAAUUUUAAUAACUGAAAAUAAUAACUGACAGUUCAAAAUUUAAUUUUAACUGGCUUUCAGACAGUUUUACUUGUGUUUUUCAUGAUUACCUUUAAGGCAUUAUCAACAAGUUUCAGUGGGAAUUUUUAUAGAAUUGUGGAAUCCCCUAAAGUGUGGGAGCAAGCCAUUUGGCCCAUCGAAUCCACAAUGACCCUCUGAAGAGAAUGUCACUGAGACCCAUACCCGUAACCUAUCUCUGCAUUUCUCAUGGCUGUUCCACCUAGCCUGUACAUCCCCGGACUCUAUGGGAAAUUUAGCAUUACCAAAACACCUAACCUGCACAUUUUUGGACUGUGGGAGGAAAUUGGAGCACCCAGACAUGCAGACUGGGAAGACAGUUGCCCAAGGAUAGAAUUGAACCCAGGUUCCUGGAGCUGUGAGGCAGCAGUGCUAACCACUGAAUCACUGUGCCACGAUGGUACUCCCCAUUGAUAUAUUUUAAUACAAAAACAUGUGUCAGUAGGAAAACCAAAGAAAGUUCCAUUAUUGCUCACUGAUACUUUUGCACCACUUACACUCAAGUACAUAUUGAGUUAAUAUUUAAUACAUAAAGUAAAUCCAGACCUUAGUUAAUCCAAUAUCAAUUGCUGUUGGUGUUGUAUUUUGUGAUGUCAAUUGGAAAUGUUGACUAUGUGUUAAAAAUGUUGUAUAUUUGCAUAUUUAAUUAGAUAUUUGGAAUUAUUUUUCACUGUUACUCUGUGCUAUAUCUACUGUGGAUCUGUUUACAAUUUUUAAAAAGUAUUCUUGCACUUGUUCUGCUGUGACUGCUGGGCAGUUAAUUAGAAUAUUAUAUUUUACUCAGGGUAUUCUAAUAGCUUAAUGAGUUUCUCCGGAGAGCAGCUGAGUCUUGUAAGCCAGGAAGGUUGCAAAUUUGAUCCCUUGCUCUAUGUUAGCAGCUAAUUUCAGUAAUAUGAGUUUGACAGUUGGUAUCAAUGUCUCUGGGUUUAGAAAUAGAAACUAUGUCAAAACUUCCAUUUUAAUUUUGCUUUAAUGGUCUUGCUACAUGUAUGCGCACUAGAUGAAUCAGCUGCACUGUCAAUUGUUGUUGAGAAUCUCAUUCAGAAUUUCACUACUUUUAGGGUGGUGAUGCUGUCGGGACAAAUUUUAGACUUGCUUAAUUUGUGAGGUUAUUAGAUAGCAAAUUGUCAGUAUUACCUCUCUGAAUUUGACCAUAACUCAAGACUUAGUGCAAAUGUAGAUUAACUCUGAAAUCCUGGAUAUGUAGACUUGCAACAUAGACUGCACAAUAGAUGCCUUCCCUUCACUUAUAGUUGCACAAAGCUGUCAAUCAGUGAGCUCAGUCUAUAAACCUUUUCUUUUCUCUACAGCUAAUGAAAUACAAUGUCUUCUCUUAUAUUUUCAAGGAAUAAUUGUACUUAUGUGAUAUGCACUUCCUAUUAUAAUUAUACAAUUCUGGUAAAUAGGUGUUUAAUCCAUUUAGCUUUAUUAGUUCUUCUGAACAAUCGGCUAAAUUCACCCAUGAAAAUAAGACAAAUUACUGAAGUGAGUUUCCUUAUAUCAAACAGUAAAUUAUAGUGCAUAUUCUAUUAUUUUUUUAAACAUUUACUGGCUUUAGCACCACACAUUUAUUUGGGAAACUUUUAUUUUCUACUCAAGGGAUACAAGAAUUGUAAUUGAAGACAAAUAUUCAUAUGUAAUUAUUAUUAUACUUGCCUCAAUACUCGAAUGUAAGGAAUAUUGGGUUUUAUAUAGAAAAAGUCUCUGGUUAGUUACUUACACCGAUUACCUGAAAAAGUUGUGCUAUCCAGUUGGCCGUGUUUAAUUAAAUGCUGGCUGACUUCACCAUGGGUAAACUUAACUUUGCACUAAUAACACUUAAAAUAUUAUUUUGUUUUCUGCAUUUAUCACUUGAAUUUAGUUUUCCAUUGACUAUCCAUUCUUUUGUCAAUUCUCCUGAUUCCUGAAGAAAUUGAAUUGUUACUAGGAUACUAUUACAAAGAUGCCAAGCAUAUUGUGUCAGUGAACAAGUUAUUCACAUGAGCCUUUACAGUAAGCAUUGGUAAGCUAUUUGAUGAGAAUGAACACAGCCAAGCCAGCCCAAAGUUCAUUUACACAUAGCCGAAAACCUUCCUAUUCUGUAUGAUUCAGCUGCUCACUAGUCUGUUGAGCUAACUCAUUUCAGGAUGUUUGUAAUUAUUUUAUGCUCUGUAACUAUAAAUCAUUUUAAAAUAACUGAAGAAAAAUGAAUGAAUUGUUUGCUAAGUUUUACAUUUACACUGAUCUGAGGAGGUGCAACCAAACUUUCAAUAAUCCUAGUUACAACAUCUAAUUAAACAGAAAUAAGUAGUUGAGGAAUAUUUGUAAUUUACUUAUUUAUGACACGUUGGCUGGUUUGUCAGGGGUACUGUAACAAUGUAAAUCGAUACAAAAUUGUAUUGUUAUUGUGGGACUACUUGGGAGAAAUGCGCAGAAUAAACUUAGACAUGUUUGAUUAA
Molecule: messenger RNA, 10435 nt
Organism: Hemiscyllium ocellatum (epaulette shark)
Lineage: Eukaryota; Metazoa; Chordata; Chondrichthyes; Orectolobiformes; Hemiscylliidae
Product: alpha-1,6-mannosylglycoprotein 6-beta-N-acetylglucosaminyltransferase A-like
Exons: 19
Coding region: 507-2735 (742 amino acids)
Biological process (GO): protein N-linked glycosylation
Cellular component (GO): Golgi apparatus
Molecular function (GO): alpha-1,6-mannosylglycoprotein 6-beta-N-acetylglucosaminyltransferase activity
Source: RefSeq, a predicted model, not a curated record